GACAGCAACAGCGGCAGCAUAAGCCCCACAAAGCGCCAAGCGUUAACUUUUUCGUCUGCGUCUGCUAGCGAUUCAGUCUUUCUUCAAUUGCGAGCGCGUGAAAACGUCCGAAUAGGAGUUAAGUUAUUUUUUGUUAGUGAAUAGCGGAACAUAUUUUUGUGUAAUUUAUGAUUUUCGAACGCGAACUACAUAUUCGUUUAGUGAAUAUACAUAUGAGUGCAUUAUAUGCAUGAAAAAUAUUUAAUAUAUUGACAAACGUUUUUAUAUAAGGUUCAACUGCGCUGAAAUAAUUGAUUUGGGCCACGUGUGUGUGUUGUGGAAGUGUGAACUGAUAAAUAAACAAAUAUAUGUACAUAUUUGUGUACAUACAUAUAUAGCAACCAAUGUGUUCCGAGAGAUAAUAAAAAAAUGAGUAUUUAUUUAUUUGAAUGCCAGUUAUAGGUAUCGAAGAAUAAAUAAUUCCAAUCGUUCACAGAUAACUAGUAGACAAAACUGAAAUGUUUCUAGUUAAAAAUUAAAAAUAUUUGAAAAGUGAUUUGUGAGAUUUUGGAAAAUUAAACGAAUAUAAAACGAUAGGAACAUACUUACAUACAUACUAGAAAACGGAGCGUAAUUCAUAGAGACGAGUACAACCUAAAAAUUUAUCUUUGACUUGUUUUAAGUGUUAAAUAUUCGUCAGCCCCUUACACACAUAUUUAUUAAAAAAAAAAAACUCGUUGAUUGACAGUGAGUCAGAUUUUUAUGACAUAUGCAGCUGCCACUUUGGUUAAAUGAAAUCAGCGCUCAAACAAAGAUUUGGACUUAGUUCGACACAGGGUUCCCUAAUUAUAUUUUUACAGCCACAUCGUCUACAGCAUAAAAAUUUGCAUACAAAAAAAAAAUUACAACAAAAAAUCAAUGGGAAAAAUAUUUAAAAUAUUCCCUGUGUGUUUCCAUGCGCGAAUUAAAUCAAUAAGUGAUUGCCAAAUAAGCUCUCAAUUGUGAAAAAAUAAUAUAAAAUAAAUUUUAUUGCCGACGCGUUUGCUUUAAUUUAUUUAUUAGCAAAUAAGUAAAAAGAAUAAUAAGAGAAGAAGAAGAAGAGGAAAAGUAAUAAAAAAAUUUCCAGCGCACUAAGGCAAACAAAACCUCGACCGAGCAAACAAAAACUGGCAAAGUAAUCAAACAAAAAUCAACAAACCUAACAAUAAAUGAAUGUCUGUAUGGAAGAUACAAGUGAAAAAGAUCAGCAAAAGCAAAUCACACAAGCGCCAGAGGUCAUAUCAAUUGCCGUUUGAUUUACUCGCUUUGCGAAAUUUCGCAAAAAUUCAAUAAAGAGAAAAUAAAUAUUAUUGCAUGAUCGAGUUUUGGUGCUUCGGAGAAGUGGAACGCUAAAUAGAAAGUGUUUGAGUGUUUGCGUGCAAAGAAAUUUCCUAAACAAAUAAAGAAGUCAUUAUUUCAUGUGGAGAGGAAAGAGGAAAGUGAAUUUUUAAAAAAUAUUUGAAAUUAAUUUGGAUAUUUUUGGUGAUUUGGGAAACUUUAGACAACUCGCCAACAUACAUACAUACAUACAUACAUAUUUGCGUAUGCGAUUUUAAUAGCGUAUUCUAAUUGAAGAAAGCUGUGGUAAUAUUUUCUUAAUAGAAAUGGCAGCCCCUAAAGAUGCUCAUACAAUUUUCUGGUUGCUGUUGGCACUCUUGGUGGCGGAAGUCAAAUGCAGCGAUUCAGCACCCGACACCAUACCGCACCUCUGCUACAACGUGAGAUGUCCGCCCAUGUCCGACAUGAUCUGCCCACCGGACAGCAGCAUACGCGAAAUUCUCAACACCAUCGAAAUGAAUCCGCUUACCGUAGCGCCUGAUGUGACCGACGAAGCGCCCUACAACACCACCGAAAUCGAUGAAGAAAUCUAUGCAGAAUGCUGCCUGGCGAAGAAGUGCCUCUGCAAAACUUGCCACAUACCCGACUGUCAUGGCGAGGAUGAAGUGGUGGUCGAGCUACAGCCCGAGUCAAUGAACAAACCCGGCCAUUGUUGCGGCGAAUAUGAAUGCCAACGCAAGCCUAAUUGCACGGCAGGAGUAGAUAGUGAGCUAUAUUGGCUGAAAGGCUGUCAACGUUGCCACUGCUUCUCCGGCAAGCCCAUGUGCAUUCAAAUCUGCGACGAGGCCGUCAACAAAACAAAAGCAAUCUGCAAGCCCGAAAAGUUGAAUGUUUUCUUCGAGCAUGGCGAGAGUUGGCGCGUCGGUUGCUAUGAAUGCGAAUGCGUCGAUGGCAUUGAAAAGUGUGUGCUCCCUUUCUGCAGCAACAUUAAUUGUCCACGCGAACGACAGGUGACGCUAAAGGAUGGCUGUUGCCCCAUUUGUUGGCCCGAUUGUGCGCCCAUGCCGGAUGAGGUAUUGAGCAGCAGCCGUAGCGGCAGUGACAAAUAUGGCAGCGUGGCGCGUCGUUACGAUGAAGAUGUUGGAGAAGAGCUAAGCGUGCUGGAUAAUGUGCCACAUGGCAGUGACUAUAGCGCUGAAAAUGAGAUUGACACAUUGCCGGAUAUACCCUUCGAUGAGGAGGAUGAGCUGGAAGGGGAUAAGCAGUUGCAAACCACUACGAAAGCUACAGAAGGCAGCAAAACAAGCAGCAGUAGCAGCAGCAGUUCAACUUCCGCCAGUGCUGCCGUCACAGCCAGUCCAGCUGGGUACGUACACUCAAUGUCGUCCACCUAUGCACCUGCCGAGUACUUGCCUCUUUCACCUACUACCGCCGCACCAACACAUGUAGUCGCUGCUCUUGCCAGUGAGCCCGCCAUAGCCACCGCUUGCCCGCCAGUUGUGUCUGUACGCCAUGAUGCGCCAGCCACCUUCCAGCUAUAUCCCGAAGAGAUUUUGCCCGAAGUUCAAGUCGUUUCAGAGUCCUGCAAGCAUUGGAUGAUUUACAUUGUCAUUGGCAUUUUAGUCGCCUUCAUUGCGGUUUUGAUAGCUUGGAUCAUCCAGUUGCGUUUGAAGCAACGCUCCUAUCGGCCGGUUUCACACAUCGAUGACAAUUUCAAUAAGAUGUCCUGUAAUAUUAAGGCAACAAAUGCGUAUGUUUAGUCAACGUUCGUUUUACGGAGGAAUAUGUAGUAUAUGAUGAAGUAUUUUGUGUUUGUGUAUGCCAAGGAGAGCGAAAGGUGUGUAAUACACAUUGGGUGAACAAAUUUUUCCACAGUUAAAUUUAAGAAAAUGUGGUUUUUGUAUAUCUGUGCCAUACAAAAACCAUACGGAAAAAAAGAUUUAAAGUUUAGAGAAGUUGUCAAAUGUUGGCCAAGGUGUUAGCUUUUUUUAAUUAUAUAGAAUUUUUCUUUUAAUUCUUAAUGCAAAUAGAUUUCUCUAUCACUUCAUUGAAAAUCAUUUUAAACACAUAUGAGCUUUGAGCACUUUUUUUAAGAAACUGUUGAAGGGCGGUUAUCUUAGGUAGAAUUUUUUUUGAAUUUUAAACUCCCGUCUUUUAACGAAUAUAUCAACACUAACUUGGGCUAAGCAUACUUUCCAGAAAAGGUACUUUUUCACCAUAAAUUCGGUUGACGGCAAUUAAAUUUGGAACGAAUUCAGUAUCUGGGUAUUUGCUCAUAUUUUCCUAAAGCCAAUUAGUGUCACACCUAUCAAGCAAAUUAAAGCUACUGCAGCGUUUUGCGUCUCGACUGGCGCCACUCCUUAAAAUCGAUAACUCACCUGCUUCGAUACCACCUUCAAUCGUUUACCAAAACGUUGAGUUGUCUCUAAAUUAUUCAACUAAGGGGAUAUUUUCCACUUCACUGCUCGCAAGGUUCCAACCAGCCAUGCUACUGCGAGCUAGGCUACAACGUAUGUUCUGGGCCGCUAAACCAAUGGGGCCUGAAAGUACUCAUUGUUAGUGCCCAAGGGCGUCGAGACCCGGGCCUGGCCCCAGCGAAGUAGUCAUCGGUGGGCCCCUUGAAUUAAAACCUUUUUUUGAACUUACUUAUGAGGGGAGGCUGAAAUGUUCUCAACCUA
Rhagoletis zephyria (snowberry fruit fly) is the source of this 3974-nucleotide messenger RNA. RefSeq lists its product as uncharacterized. NCBI's taxonomy places the organism in Eukaryota, Metazoa, Arthropoda, Insecta, Diptera, Tephritidae. The record is from RefSeq and is a predicted model, not a curated record. Gene Ontology annotation, molecular function: protein binding.